GGAAGGAGGAGGAGCUAGGUGAUGUCAGAGCAAGGCGGCGAGCAGGAAUGUGAAGUCCCAGGACCUUUGCGGGCCCGUGGAGCAGCCGCUGCUUCUCUGGUCGCUUCCCCCGAGUCAGUUCUCUGGGGCCCCCACUUCACUUCCACACCCCCCAUCGCCCCUGUCUGCACCUGUCGGCUGCAUUCUGGAUGGAUCGGCCCCCGGCAGGGUCUGUCUGGGGAAGGAACCUGCGUCGUCUCUGACCCCAGGCAGACAACUGGCCUCUGGGCAUUGAGUCAGUCACCCGCCUGGGCUGGCCUCCCUGGCACCUGUGGCCAAUGUCCGGAAGGAUGGAAAAGCUGCGGCUCAGAGCCAGGGUCUUAUGCUGGAAGACAUUCCAAAGUGCCUUGUGUCAGCCUACAGCUCCGACCUCCACAGCCUGGAAAGGGUGACCUGAGCCAGCUCAGUACCUCCUUUGGUCCUGUGAACUUGAUCUCCAUGGCACACCGGCUGCAGAUGCGUCUGUUGACGUGGGAUGUGAAGGAUACCCUGAUCAAGCUCCGCCGUCCUGUUGGGGAGGAAUAUGCCAGCAAGGCCCGGGCCCACGGGCUGGUGGUGGAAGCCACAGCCCUGGAACAAGCCUUUGGGCAGGCAUACAGGGUUCACAGCCACAACUUUCCCAAUUAUGGCCAGAGCCGUGGCCUCACCUCCCGUCAGUGGUGGGUGGACUUGAUCCUAAGCACCUUCCACCUGGCAGGGGUCCCAGACACCCGGGCCAUCAUUCCCAUUGCUGAUCAGCUGUACACAGACUUCAGUACCCCCUCCACCUGGCAGGUGUUGGAGGGGGUGGAGACUACCCUGAGGGGGUGCCAGAAGCGGGGUCUGAGGCUGGCCGUGAUCUCCAAUUUUGACAGACGACUAGAAGAUAUCCUAGUAGGCCUUGGCCUGCGGGAACAUUUUGAUUUUGUUUUGACUUCUGAAGCUGCUGGCUGUCCUAAGCCAGACCCUCGAAUUUUUCAUAAGGCCUUGCAACUUGCUUGUGUAGAACCUGCAGUAGCAGCUCAUGUUGGGGACAGUUACCUCUGCGAUUACCAGGGGGCUCAGGCUGUGGGCAUGCACAGCUUCCUGGUGGUAGGCCAAGAGCCUCUGGACUCCUCAGUCAGAGACUCUAUUCCCAAAGAACACACUCUGUCCUCGCUGUCCCAUCUCCUGCCUGCCCUUGACCUUCUGGAGGCCUCAAACCCUAAGUCAUGAGUCUGAUGAGGGAAGUGGCCGGGACCAAAUAAACACUGGAAACACGGA
Molecule: messenger RNA, 1281 nt
Organism: Mesocricetus auratus (golden hamster)
Lineage: Eukaryota; Metazoa; Chordata; Mammalia; Rodentia; Cricetidae
Gene: Hdhd3
Product: haloacid dehalogenase like hydrolase domain containing 3
Exons: 3
Coding region: 22-1233 (403 amino acids)
Source: RefSeq, a predicted model, not a curated record